CUGUGUGAGGUUUUCAGAAAUAUUUUUCAGUAAUAAUAUUUUUUCUCUCCAAGAUAUUUUCAAUUAAUUCGUACGAAAACGCAUCCCAAAUAGUGCGUAGUGUGUAGAAAAGUGCAUUGUGUAGUGUAUUUGAUGGGGUGGCGUUGGAAAUCUUUGAAAAUAGUGCGGAAAUAUUGAAAGUUUCAAAUUGAGGGCAAAUUUUUGAAUUCGUGAAUUUCUGAAAAUUCUCACUCAAAUCACAACAAUGGAUUCAUUUUCAUCGAGCUAAUGCACGAACCUUCAUCGUUAGAGAAUAAUUUUUGAGGUUUAAUCUCAAAAAACACAAAUUUUUGAUAGUUUUUAGUGAUGAACAACGAUCAGCCACCGAAUCAAAUUAACCAAGACGGUGGCGUUUGGAAUAACGAACAAGAAAAUGACCGAUUGAGCUUUGAAGACUCAGACAGAUUCUCGGAAGGUUCCCUUUGCUCAUGGAGCUCCGAACAGGAAUCUUUAUGUAAUAAUUGGCGAGGAUGGAAAAAGCCAAAUCCAAACAAUAACACAUCGUUUGGUAGUAGUGUACCGAAAAAGCCAACUGAAGAUCCAAUUUCCCUCACAGAAUUAGCAGCGCGCUGUGUUGCUUCUUUCAUUCCUUUUGAACUUGUUGAACAUGUUUUUCCGCCCGUUCCCGAACAAUUACAAUUGCGUAUAGCAUUCUGGAGCUUUCCAGAUAAUGAAGAAGACAUCAGACUCUACUCUUGUCUCGCAAACAGCUCUGCCGAUGAAUUUCAUCGUGGGGAACAACUUUUCAAAACGAAAUGCGUUAAAGAUCCCCUGCAGAUUGGAUUUCAUCUGUCAGCUACAGUAAAUAUUCAAUCACCGAGGAAUCAAUAUAAUGUUGCAGUAACAUUUGAUCGACGACGGAUCUCAUCAUGCAUCUGUACAUGCAGUUCUUCUGCUUAUUGGUGUUCACAUGUCGUUGCUGUUUGUCUCUUCAGAAUUCAUUGUCCAACAAAAGUGAGUUUAAGAGCGCCAGUUUCAGAGUCACUGACAAGACUUCAACGCGAUCAAUUGCAAAAGUUUGCACAAUAUUUAAUUAGCGAAUUACCACAACAAAUUCUACCAACAGCUCAACGUCUUCUUGAUGAAUUGUUAAGCUCACAGCCGACGACGAUUAACACAGUUUGUGGAGCACCAGAUCCGACAGCUGGAGCAUCAAUAAAUGAUCUUACAAAUUGGUAUCUCGAUGAGAAAACACUUCACGAUAACAUUGCCAAGAUUUUAAUAAAGUUUUGCAUGCCCACGCCAAUGGUGUUUAGCGAUGUGAAUUAUUUAACAAAUUCAGCACCACCAGCAGCAGCUGAAUGGAGUUCACUGCUUCGUCCAUUGCGUGGGCGUGAGCCGGAAGGGAUGUGGAAUCUUCUUUCGAUUGUUCGUGAAAUGUAUCGAAGAUGCGAUCGCAAUGCAAUUCGCUUGCUUGAAAUCAUCACUGAAGAGUGCAUGUCUGUGGAUCAGAUCUUAGUUUGGUGGUUUAAUAUAAAGUUGACACUUCUCAUUGGUUACGGAAGUCACAGCGGUGGUAAACAUAACAAUGCUCAUAAUAAUUCAAAUUCAAUGCAACAUGCUUGUGCAUCACUUUGUGAUGAAAUUGUCGUUUUAUGGCGAUUGGCAUCGCUAAAUCCUGGCUUAGCUCCUGACGAACGUGAUUUACUUCAUGCUCAAUUCACGACAUGGCAUUUAAAGAUUCUCGAUCGUGUUACGAAGUGCACUGUUGCUUCAUCAUCACACAACAGUCGACAGCAGCAGAAUAUGAGAAAUGACACGGAAUUAUUCACGGGAUUUAAGCCUGCUAUUGAAGCUUGUUAUCUUGAUUGGGAAGAUUAUCCAAUACCUGGAAUUACUCAUACACAAGACACGAAUCCAAUGUAUCAUUGUCCCUUCACAUGUUUCAAAUCAGAAUCGAAAACUGAUGGCGGAACAACAUCAACUGGUGUCGUCACGACUGUUCAUUCAAGUCAAGCAAUUUUAACGAAUAAUGUUAAACAAUUUCAUUCACAAGCUCAUCAUCAUCACAAUCACAAUCACAUGACGUUAUCAUCACAAGCUGUUGGCGCUUCGUCGUCAUCUGGAGGAAUUCAGAAAGCAAAUCGAAGUCGAAGUUAUGCAUCGAGUAGCUUAAACAGUCAAAGUAGCAGUGACAGUGUCAACAACAUCGAUUUGAAUCCUUGUGUUGUGAAUCUUUCAGCAAAUGAUUCGAAACGAAAUGAUGAUUUUGGUGGAAAUCGUUCAAGUGUGUCGAGUGAAGGAUUUUGUGAGAAUGAAGAUGAGAUUGAUGAUCAACAAAAUGUUCUCAAAGAGUCGUCAACAACAGUAAGAAAAUCUGAAGCUGUUCAAAAUGAUGAGGCGAUGGAAAGUGAAGAUUCGAUUUUAUUAUCAACGACAAAUAAUGAAUCAGCAACACCAGCUAAUGAUGAGAAAGUUGAAGUUAUUCUUCCAAUCAACGAUCUUGUAUCGCCAUCAUCAUCAAAUUCUCUCUCAUCAACAGCAUCAUCGUCAAUUGAAUCACAAAAACAACCACAAAUGACAAUUCUCCCUUCACCAGACUUCAAUUUCGAUGAAUCACAACAACAAACUGAACAACACCAACCGUCGACAUCUUCAGUUGAAAAUUUUGAUGCAAUUCGAAAAGAAAAUUCAAGACGAUCGUCAAAAGAUGAUUCAACAAGUUCUGACAGUCAAACAAAUGAUGAUUUUAAUUCUUUUAACACAUCUAACGAGAUAAAAGUGAAUAACAUUGACAAAGACAAAGAAGUUGGCGUUGUUGGUGAAGAUGAAAUCCAAGAUGGAAUAAACAAAGACGUCGAGUCGUCGUCGUUGUCAGCUCAGGUGAAAAUUAAUGACUUUUUCCAGAAACCAAACGUCUUUCAAAAUCCUCCAGCUGUUCAUGAUCCAAAUGCGAAAAUUCAAAUGUUCUCGAAUCUGAAACCAAGUGAAGACGCUUGGGACAUUUUAUUUGCUCGUGCUGAAGGUUUGCAUGCACAUGGACAUGGACGUGAAGCUUGCAUUCUUGCUGUACGUUUAGCUGAACAAAUGCUUGCUCAUCCUCCAAACUUAAUGAUUGAAAUUCCACCGCCGCCAAAACGAAAAGGCAAAAAGCACAUCAAUCCGAUCUCACAUCAAGUAAGCGUUCUCGCAUCAGCAACACUCGCAAAAUGUGCUUUCUUAUGUACAGUGUUGGCUGAAAAUUCUGAACAUUAUCACAUUGCAUUCCGUGUCUGUUUAUUUGGAUUGGAAAUGCCACGCCCACCAGCAAGUACGAAGCCACUUGAAGUUAAACUAGCAAAUCAAGAAUCAGAUUUGUUGGCACUUUUAAAGAAGAUUCCUUUAGGUGGAAUGGAAUUGAAAGUAAUUCGUGAACGUGCUGAAGCGUUACGUGAUGGAACAUUAAAGACACGUGGUGAAGCUUUACUUCCAAUUAUGCUAGCAAGUUUCAUCUUUGAUGCUUUAGUCAUGCCGAGUGUGACAGGAAAAGAGAAUCGAAUGAAGCUCAUGUGCAGCUCAUAUCGUUAUCCGACAGAUGAGAAUCUCGGCUUUGAAGCAGCUGUUGCAGCUUUGGGAUUGAAAGCGAAUGUCUCUGAAGCUGAACAUCCACUUUUAUGUGAAGGAACGAGAAGACAACGAGGCGACCUGGCAUUGACACUUUUGUCAUAUUAUCGUGAUGAACCGCGGAAGAUUUGUCGAAUAAUGGAGAAACUUCUCGAUCGUGAGAUUCACACACUCAUUAAGACACCGUUGUUGCCAUCAUAUUACUCAAAUAAUCCACCCACACGAAGUCAGUCAUCACAAAUGCGAAUGGAUGCAGAAAUUGAAGCGCAAUACUCAACAAAUGACUUGUUGAAUGAAUUUAAUGGCAAUUCACGACCACAGAGCAGCACGAGUGCUGAAUUAGAGAAUGGAAUGUCAGCAAUGACUUUAAAUCCUUCAAUUGGUACGUCGAAUAAUAUUCAACCAGCAGCAAGCAGCACACCACCACAAAUGAUGUCAAAUACGAUGACUGGAACAAUCUCACGAACAAAGGAUCUUCGAUAUAAAGGAAAGCGAGCUUAUCCAUCGAUUCCCAAUCAACCAUCAGAAGCCAGCGCUCAUUUUAUGUUUGAAUUAGCAAAGAAUGUUCUCACAAAAGGCGGUGGCACAAGCUCAACUUCAUUAUUCACUCAAACAAAUGCUGCUAACAACUCUCACGAUCCACAUCGUGCACUUCAUAUGUGCGCCUUUCAAAUUGGACUUUAUGCACUUGGAUUGCAUAAUUGUGUAAGUCCAAAUUGGUUGUCACGAACAUAUUCGUCACAUGUGUCGUGGAUUAUGGGACAAGCGAUGGAAAUUGGUGCCCCGGCAAUUUCAUUUUUAAUUGACACUUGGGAAGGACAUUUGACGCCCCCAGAAACAGCUGGAAUGGCUGAUCGUGCAUCGUCACGUGGAUGGGAUGGAAAUAUGGUUUACCCAGCAGCUGAAUUAGCUCUCUCAGUUCUUCCCCAUGCUGCUGCUUUAAAUCCCAACGAAAUCCAACGUGCAAUUUUGCAAUGUAAAGAACAAAGCGAUCAAAUGUUGGAACGAGCUUGCAUAACUGUUGAGAAAGCAGCUAAAGGUGGUGGAGUUUAUCCCGAAGUUCUUUUUCAAGUCGCCAAAUAUUGGUAUGAAUUGUACUUACGUAAUACGCCGGGCGCACAGAUUGGCCUUCCAACUUAUCCCUACGCGACAUUUCCAUGUCAACAACUCUACCAGAAUCUGCCGUAUCAUGCUGCAAAUCAAAUGCAAAUGUACAUAUCCCCAUCACAAUUUCCUUACCCGCCGCCACCACAAGCACAUGGAAGUAACCCUGCAGCGUCGUAUGUUCAGCCACAAAUGCCGCCACAAUAUCCGAUGGGACAUCCACAACCACCGCAAGGAUAUCAGCCGAUGCCAUGUGGCAAUGGACCACAACAAUUUCCACAGAUGCCUGUUCAAGUGAAUGUUCCACCGCCGAAUCAACCUGGUCAAAUACCAGGCGCAAUGCAGUAUUUCGCGAAUCCACCGCCUGUGGGGAUUCCACAAGGACCGGGUGGAAUGCAACCGGGAAAUGCUGUGCCGAAUAUGGGACGACAACCUCCACCACCGAUGGUUGUUUUUCCCAACACAAGUGCGUCGUCUGGUGGCAUGAACGUUCGUCAUCGACAUCAAUUUAGCCCGACACAGUUGAGAUAUUUAUUGCAAGCUUAUAAUGUUGGAAUGCUUGCUUUGGAAACUUUGGCGCGUCGAGUUCAUGACGAUCGUCCGCAAGCAAAAUAUGCAAGAAAUCCACCGUAUGGUGAAGACGUGAAAUGGCUUUUACGAAUCUCAAAGCGUCUUGGAACGCAGUAUUUACAUCAAUUCUGUAUUUGUGCUGUUAAUUCUAUCGUGAGUCCGUUUAUUCUACAUGAAGUUGCUAUUGAAUCAGCGCAUUAUCUUGCGAGAAGUAAUUCAAAUAAUUCAGCUUUGGUCAUGCAACAUUUGAGAUCAGCAUUGUUGCCAUUAGUUCAGAAGUGUCAGCAAAUGUACAUUCAAUGCAUUCACACGAAAUUGUAUCACUUGACAGUAGCUGAUUAUGAAGAGUUUACAAACACAAUUUUAUCAGCGAGAGCUGCUUUUCAAAUCACACCCGAAGGUCAUAAUCAAUUCAAAGAUUGGAUUCAAUCGAUAAGAAGAUCAAAAUCAUGUAAGAAGGAAUUAUGGACGCAGAUAAAUGCUGCAAUGCAGAACCAAACGAAAUGACAACGGCUCGAGUCGAUCAGCUCGGAUCAACCAUCAUCAUCAUCACCACAAAAUGGAACAACACAUUACAUGGCGACAGCUGCAGCAACGAAUCAAAUUUUUCCCAUUUUCACACAAAACUCGGGACAAGGUAUGCAAAUCGUUGUUGAUUUUUCCAAUUUAGCUGCUUGUUUGCCACCAUACGAGAAGAAAAUGAAUCCCGAUGAUAAAUGAAGAAGAGGAAGAAAGUAAACAUCACGAUGCUCAAUCAGCAUGUAAAUUAAUUAUCUAACUAAUUCUUUUAGCUCCUCGUGAAUGAUUUUUAUUAUUUUACUUGCGAAAGCUUUCAUGGAGCUUUUUUUGUUUUGUUCUUUUUUCUAAUUCUGGUUUUUCUUUUAAAAAACUUUGACUAAAUUGUGAAGAAAUUUUCUCAGCGAAAUUAAUUUUGUUUUGUGACUGUUGGAAUAACAAUUUAAUUUACUUUUACCUUUUUUUUCGAUUAAUUAAUUAAAUUUAUACUUUUAUGUAAAAUGCCAACAGUUUAGACUGGAAAUAAUUAAAGUAAAGAAAAAAAAAGCGCAACGUUAAUACUUAGAUUUUAUUUUAUGUAAAAAUUAAUUAAUUCCAUUUACCUCCUUGCUAAUUACGUAAUAUUUAGUUUCACAUGUUAAUUAAGAAAUAUUUUUUUCGCCUCUUAAGUUAGCAAAAUUUAUUUUUUCUUUGUUUUCUUUCAUCUUCAAAUAAAUUUCAUUCUCGUGUUUUAGUUCAAUUUUACUUUUGUCUUAAGAAAACUUUUGUUUUAAUUAGAUUGUAAUAAACAAUUGUUCGUGGUGACAGUCUUUGAGAAUUGUAUUGACACGACAUCAUGUUCUUCAAAUAGUUAAUUAAUAUUUAACUAGAUAUAAGAUAAUGUUAAGAAAUAUUUUCGGUUUCUCUUCUUAUCAAGUCCGAAUUCCAAACUUCCCACCCACCCCCUUCAACACACCCCCAAAGAAAGCAAAAUAAUUUCUUAUUGACAACUUUAAAUGAACAAUUCUUAGCAUAAAUAAUCCAACCAACCGACCCAACAAGAAACAAAAAAACUUCUAGAAAGCAAUUCAUCAAAUUUCGUGUUUCCUUUUGCUUCUUAAUUAAAUCUCAGACGCGACAAAAAAGCAAUUGAACUCAAGAAAAAGAAAAAUAAAUGAAAUAUGAAUAUUUAUGAUUGAAACCGUAACUUCGUCUUCUUCUUUCUCACAUAUUAAAUUAUUAAAUAAGAAAAAAAGAAAAGAAAUUGAAAUAAAAAAGAAAGGCUUGUAAAUAGAAUUUUACUCAACUUACUCAGCAACUCAAUAGCUUAAUAAAAAUUAAAUAAAAAACUUUUCAUUCGAUGGUUGUGUACAUUUAUGAUUUCCGACUAUACAUAAAAACAUAAAUAAAUGAAGUAAGAAAUAUUUUAUGAAUUCUUUCAAUCGUCAUUCGUAACAGAAGUUUUUCAUUAAACUUCACUUGUCUUCUUCUCUUCUUCACGAACUUCUUUAUGAAUGUAAAAACAAUAAAUAAAAUAGAAAAAAAUUUAAAAAUCCUUUCACUAAUUUUAUCUCAAGCUUUAUCUCUUUCUCUCUUACUCUUCCAUAUUCGCGUUCCACCUUCACAACGAAAACACUUACUGUACAUAAAUAAAUAAAUAAAUAAAAUCGAUUGACUCAAAUUUUCAUUUUCUUCUUUAUUUAAAGAAAUUUUUCUCUGAAUCUGCAAAAUAUUUAUUGAUGAAUGAUGAAAAAAAAGAGAAGAAGAAAAAUUAAACAUAAAAAGAAAAUAAAAUU
Clunio marinus is the source of this 7547-nucleotide messenger RNA. Lineage: Eukaryota; Metazoa; Arthropoda; Insecta; Diptera; Chironomidae. The record is from the annotation of a GenBank genome assembly.